Messenger RNA from Anguilla anguilla (European eel), 1870 nucleotides. RefSeq names its product fibrosin-1-like protein. The transcript has 4 exons. The record is from RefSeq and is a predicted model, not a curated record. Bases 1042 to 1719 code for a protein of 225 amino acids. NCBI's taxonomy places the organism in Eukaryota, Metazoa, Chordata, Actinopteri, Anguilliformes, Anguillidae.
CACUUCCUUUGGUAAUUGCAGAGGUGGCGGAAGUACGUCAGUUAUCUCGGCGCUGGGGCUUUACUGCACUGACUCCAAUUUCAGAUGUAGGGAAAGAGGGGAGAGGAGAUUUUAAUCAUCUCUGUCUCUUUAAGAGCACUUAUCAAAGCUUUUGCAUUUAAAGAAAAGGAGAAAUACGGUAUACCACGAGCAGCUGAACCACCAAGGACGGAAUACGGGAAUGGAUUUAUAAAACUUACACGGGCCUGGGAAUAGCCGCUGGUUUCUUUUCCCUGUAACUGGAUUGGGUUUGAUUACAGAGUGGGGGUUGUGUAAGUAAAAUAAAUAGAUCGUGUAUAAACAUCGCGAUUGAGAAGCGAAAGACUUCGGAGAUCCUUGCUUUGAUAGCAUUUCUCUCGUAAAAUUUCCAUAGUGGAACUUAGCUGCGGGAGAUGGUUAACAGUUGAGACUUGCGAAAAUAGCUAGCUAGCUAGCUACAGUGCAGUGGAUAUUGUCCACUGUUCCAUUUCUAACGCUUUAUUGAUACGCACAUAUUGUCGAGACGGAUAUUUAUAUUUUUGAAUUUCCCCUUUUCGACCGUGGAUCAUGGAUUGGGUGGUGGAAAACGAGGGGCAGCGGUAUAAUUUCUCUGCGUUGUCUGCGGUAUGCAGCUGUUAAUAUUGGGUUGUACCGUUGCAACAAAGUUGCAAAGCAAGUGAAAUACAGAAAUCAUAACUAUUUUGCGAAUUUGCACCUGUUUAAAUGAAGGAGACGUCGCCGUUUUAAAGGGGAACCUCGAAAAAGACGUGAAGGUUUGGAUCGCUUCUUCGCCUGCAUUGUGGAAUAUUUGAACAUUUGUUUGUUAUUCUGGAGGUUUAUAGCUAUUCAAGGUCAUUCUGUGAAUCUAAUUAUUGAUAUAGAUACAUAGCUAUAUAAUUUGUAUAUAGGCGUAUCGUCGUGUGAACGUUUGGGAGUUCAGUAUUUUAUUGAUCUAUUGCAAAGGGAAAUCCGUUCACAUUUUGGUAAACCAGUGUAAUCCUUAGUUUCCACAACGAUUUUAAAAUGGAUGGAAAACUGAAGCAGAGUCGGAGAUCCCGAUCCCAACGUGAGAGGGUACGGAGACGCGAGGCAGCUGGCCGCGAUGCACGAAAUCAGAGCCCCUCGUCUUGCUCAGACAGAGAGCAAAGUCCUAGCAGGGAUCAUGCCUCACAGAAUGGUAAAAAAGCUCCCAACUCGGCCCCCUCAUCCAGAGCGCCGCGUCCGACGCGGAGAAAGCGACGGGAAUCUAGCUCCCAGGAAGAGGAUAUCAUUGAUGGAUUUGCCAUCGCCAGCUUCGCCAGUCUGGACUGUCUGGAGAAGAAGAAGAACGGGACCCUGAAGCCGCAGGAGAGGAAGGAGAAGUGGGAGAGCCAGACGGUGAAGAGGAGGAGAGAGGUGGAGAACGGCGUCGGCGUCGGCGCCGACCCCCCGGAGAACGGCUUCAACGACAGCGGCGCCAACCUGGAGCGGGAGCAGGACCGGGCGAAGGAGCGCGUCAAGAAGAAAACCUACUCCAAGAAGAGCAAACAGGUGAAAGGCAUGCUGGGAAGGUCUGGGAGGAACAGCGAGGAGGAGGCCCUGCAGGAGCUCAGCAGGCCGCAGAGGAGCAACUCCAAAGAGCACUUCAGUGAGAGCUCCACUCACUCGCUGUCUGGACGAGGCUAUUCGGUAAGUGACAUUUUCCUGCUUUAUCGCUUUUAACGGCAGAGUUACGGUCUCUCUCUCUCUCUCUCUCUCUCUCUCUCUUGCGUCUUUUACGGCCUCGUCGCUGGACAUUUUAAUUCCGUUAAACGGAGUUAUGGGGAAAUCGUGAUAUUAGGGACGUUACUUAUCGGAUGACAGGCUGAUUAAA